GUAGUCAUGACAACAGGAAUUCCGACAACCAUUCGCAUACGCAGAGUAGAAUUGACAGUAGGGAGGCAGAAUGGCAAAACAUAAAUACGUGAUAUAUGACGCAGGAGAUAAAGUAGAUGUUGCUUCCGAAGGGGACAUACCUCCACCAAGGGAUCUGGUUGAGCAGAUGUACUGCUCUGAACAGAUUCACAUCCCACCAACCUUUCCUUAUAUUCUGCGUCAGUACUGCAAGGCAGCUAUCCGCACACAGCCAUAUGAUCUACUCAAAUGGUCAACUGCUUAUUUCCGUGCAAUGGCAGAUGGAGAAAUACCACCCGUUAAACACCGACUUGAGUACCCACCCACUGAUGUGCCCUCAGGGCUGACACCUGGGUAUCUGAGGGUAAUACUGAGGCAGUUAAAGAGGAAAAAAGUUAUCCCAACAGAGCUGCUGUAUAAUAAGUGGGGAGGAUUAUGUCUGAACCAUAAUGCCUUGAAGGUGAUGCUGGAAAUAGGAGAGUUCACUGAUGAUGAAGUAGAUGUUUUGAAAUUUGUGGCAAUUGCAGCUGGCCAUCUCACACAUAACCUGAAACAAACAAUGAUAGUCAUAUGUGAAAUACUGACUGAAGAACCUGAAGGUGGGUCAGCUAUGAUUCCAUUCUCAACAUUUUGUGACCUUUAUACAUAUCUUGCAAAAAAAGACUGUGGGCCACCAUCUGCCCAUAAACCUGAUGUCAAGGAAACAAUUCAAGCAGAAGAGGAAUCAGAGGAAACUGAAGCUGAAGACAAAUUACACAAACAACAUGCAGAGGACAUAAUCACCGAUAUUGUAGGAACUGUUGUAUCUGUUCCAGGAGAUGAAGAACAAACAACAGAAAAUGUUACUGGAGCAGAUGUUCAAGGAGAAGGUGAGCAGGAACAGAGCCCAGAGUUAUCAGAAACAACCAUUGGUGAAAUGCAAAUGUCUGGCAGUAAAGAUCUUGAAGAUACAGCAGAAGUUCAUGAAGAGAGUGUUCACAUAACAGAAACAAAAGGAGAAAAUGGUAUGGAUAAUAUGCAUCCAGAUAAAGAAAGCAGUCCUGUAGAAGUUGAGAGGACUACUUCAGUGAAAUUUAAGGAACCGGUACAUGCAGGCAGUAUAAACACAGAGGAAGACGUUUCAUUAUUAUCUGGUGAGUCCAGUCCUGCCACAGUGCCAGAAGAAAAGAGUUCUGAACCAGAAGAAAAGAGUUCUGAACCAGAAGAAAAGAGUUCUGAACCAGAAGAAAAAAGUUCUGAAAAGAUUGCAAAAGAAACUGUUAAAGAAGUUGUACGUAGAGCAGAAGUUGCUGCUGAAGCAAAUCAAGCCGAAAUUACAGCUGCCCAAUUUGUGAUUAAGGUUAAGUCAGAAACAGUGUCAAGGAAAGUUCGUACGCAACGGAAAGCACCCAAGAAGACACUGAAACCCUCCCACAUGCAUCAUGAAGUAGCUGGCAUUGGGCCUCCAGUCUCAGAUGAACAAAUAGACAAAGUUAUUACAUAUUUGCAUUACUGGUCUGCACGACAAGAAGGAAUGAUUAUGCCACGCAACAUAAAUCAUUUCCUUUGCCCAUCACUUGAUCCUCCUCCACCUCCAGAAUUUAUAGAGGCAUCGCUACCAACGUGCAUCUGUGGCAUAGGAAAUCCAAUGGCCUCCGAGUGCCACUGCACAGCUGCUUCUGACAACUAAUCAAUUUAAAACCAUCAGUGUUUGUGGGCAUGUGCAUGCUCACCAGUAAUUGCUUCUAACAGUGCUUUUUACCAGUGAUAUUGUCAUUUCAGUACUGUAGUUCUUCAAAAGUUCUUCAACUGCUGUUUCACUAGCAAUUUUAUAGUAAAUGUGUUAAGCUUUGGUAGAUUGAUCAUAAGGGUCUGAAGCUCACCAUUGCCUUUGACUGCUGAUCAUACACCCAGCACAAUAUUGACCACAAUGCUCAUCACCUCCUACAAACUUAAGCAAAUUAUCUUUCAUUAUUUUCAAAUAAUUUACACAGUGAUUAGCUUUUUGCUAUUACAUGUACAACAAAAGAACCUAAGGUAAUAAAUAGCCUGAUAUUCAACAGAGAGUCCCUCUUUAAAAAUUUUUUGGAUGUAACUGCUUGCAGCAAAACAAUGUUUGAAUUUUACACCAAAUCACACACGUCAACAGUGUUUACCAUUUUG
This is a messenger RNA of Schistocerca americana (American grasshopper), 2160 nucleotides long. RefSeq lists its product as uncharacterized. The record is from RefSeq and is a predicted model, not a curated record. The transcript is spliced from 4 exons. The coding region runs from base 71 to 1687 and encodes 538 amino acids. Lineage: Eukaryota; Metazoa; Arthropoda; Insecta; Orthoptera; Acrididae.